AUGGUAGGAGUUAUCUUCAAUGAUGAGGAAUUGGGUUUUGAUUUACCAUCAAAUGGAGCUGGUGAUGAUCAUCGAACGGUUCUCUUGGUCGGGCGAACUGGAAACGGAAAGAGUGCAACUGGGAACUCCAUAUUGGGGAGAAAAUCAUUCGUUUCAAAGAGUAGCAUAUCUGGUGUUACACUUACUACUAAACUACAACAAACAAUGUUUCCAGUCGGUCAAACUCUUACUGUUAUUGAUACACCUGGAUUAUUUGAUAGUUCACUUGACCAUAAAACUAUUGCAAGUGAAAUACUCGAAUGCUUCCGAAUGGCUAGUGCUGGUGUUCAUUCUAUCCUCGUGGUUUUUUCUCUGAGAAGUCGGUUUUCUAAGGAAGAAAUAGCCGUUAUUCAGUGUCUCAAGGAACUUUUCGGAGUAAAGAUCUAUGACUACAUGAUUGUUGUGUUUACCGGUGGAGAUUACUUAGAAGAGGAAGAAGCAGAGUCUUUUGAUGAUUAUUUGGUUAGUCAGAAUUCUGAAUCUCUUCAGGAAAUCCUUCGGGUCUGUAACAAUCGAAAAGUUUUAUUUGAUAACAGGACAAAGGAUCAAGAGAAGCAAACUCAACAACGAAAGAAUCUUCUUGCAAUGGUGGAUCAGGUCAUGAAUUCAAAUGGCAACCGGCCAUAUACAAAUGAAAUAUUCCAGGAAUUACAAAGAGCAAACAAGGACUUUCGUGAUCAGAAAGAAGAACGAAUGAAGUUGUUGGAAUUGGUAGAAAAUUCCAAUUCUGAGUUAUCUCAACUUAUGGAAAAGAGGCAUAAAGAAUAUGAAAAGCAGUUAAAGCAGAUGAUUCAAAUGAUCGAAUCAAAGAUGACUGAAGCCAAUUUGAUUCUUAAACAACAAUUGGCAGAAGAAAAGGUUGCAAGGUUAAAGGCUGAAAAUGAUGCUAAAAAAACUAAGGAAAAAAUCACAAAUGAAAUUGAUAGUCUAAAUAAAGACUUGGAGAAGGCACGUGUCACAAAUGAAAUGGAUAAUCUAAAGAAAGACUUGGAGAAGACACGUUUCACAAUUGAACUGGAUAGUUUGAAGAAAGACUUGGAGAAAGCACGUGCUGAACUUGGCAAACGGGGAUGCACCAUUAUGUGA
Impatiens glandulifera is the source of this 1125-nucleotide messenger RNA. RefSeq names its product immune-associated nucleotide-binding protein 9-like. Gene Ontology annotation, molecular function: GTP binding. NCBI's taxonomy places the organism in Eukaryota, Viridiplantae, Streptophyta, Magnoliopsida, Ericales, Balsaminaceae. The transcript is spliced from 3 exons. The coding region runs from base 1 to 1125 and encodes 374 amino acids. The record is from RefSeq and is a predicted model, not a curated record.